Messenger RNA from Lathyrus oleraceus (garden pea), 1998 nucleotides. Its product is annotated as alpha-L-arabinofuranosidase 1-like. The transcript is spliced from 16 exons. Gene Ontology annotation, biological process: L-arabinose metabolic process. The record is from RefSeq and is a predicted model, not a curated record. Lineage: Eukaryota; Viridiplantae; Streptophyta; Magnoliopsida; Fabales; Fabaceae. Gene Ontology annotation, molecular function: alpha-L-arabinofuranosidase activity.
AUGCUGAUAAGGCUUAUUCCAGAUACAUUUUUUGGAGCAUUUUUUGAAGAGAUUAAUCAUGCGGGAGCUGGAGGAUUAUGGGAAGAACUUAUGAAUAAUCGAGGUUUUGAAGCAGAAGGUUCCAUUAAUGGGACCUCAAAUAUUUAUCCGUGGACAAUUAUCGGAGAAAAUCAAUCAUCCAUUAUUGUAUCAACGGAACGUUCUUCUUGUUUUGAGCGUAAUAAAAUUGCAUUACCUAUGGAUGUUCUUUGUCAUAGAAAAUCUUGUCCACGUGGUGGUGUUGGUAUUUCCAAUCCUGGUUUUUGGGGAAUGAAUAUCGAGGAAGGGAAGAAAUAUAAAGUAGUAUUCUAUGUUAGAUCACUUGGUCGAAUUAAUUUACAAAUUUCAUUUGUUGGAUCUGAUAAUGGUGUCAAAUUAGCUUCAACCAAAAUAAGAGCUUCUGGAGUUAAUGCUACAAAGUGGAGUAAGAUGGAAAUAAUUCUUGAAGCCAAAAGCACUAAUCACAAUUCGAACCUACAAAUAACAACAAAAAAAAAAGGAGUAUUAUGGUUAGAUCAAAUCUCAGCCAUGCCUUUAGAUACAUAUAAGGGUCAUGGUUUUCGAAAUGACCUUUUUCAAAUGGUGGCAGAUUUAAAGCCAAAAACUUUUAGAUUCCCAGGUGGUUGUUAUGUUGAAGGAGAUUACCUUAAAUAUGCAUUUAGGUGGAAAGAUACAGUUGGAGCAUGGGAAGAGAGACCUGGCCACUAUAAUGAUAUAUGGAAGUAUUGGACCGAUGAUGGAUUUGGUUAUUUUGAAGGGUUUCAAUUAUCAGAUGAUCUUGGUGCAUAUCCAAUAUGGGUGUUUAAUAAUGGUAUUAGUCAUCAUGAUGAAAUUAAUACGUCUGCAAUUUCACCAUUUGUACAAGAAGCUCUAGAUGGUAUUGAGUUUGCUAGAGGUUCUCCAGAAUCAAAAUGGGGUUCUCUUAGAGCUUCCAUGGGACAUCCAAAGUCAUUUGAUUUGAGAUAUGUUGGAGUUGGGAAUGAAGAUUGUGGUAAACAUAACUAUCAAGGAAAUUAUCUCGAGUUCUAUAAAGCUAUAAAAGAUAGAUAUCCUGAUAUUCAAAUUAUCUCAAAUUGUGAUGGUUCUCAAUAUCCAUUAAAUCAUCCUGCAGACCUUUAUGAUUUUCAUAUUUAUACAAAUUCUAAGGACAUGUUUUCCCAGUAUACCAAAUUCGAUAAAGCACCACGAUCCGGUCCAAAGGCAUAUGUUAGUGAGUAUGCUGUUUGGAAGGAAGAUGCAGGCAAUGGAAGCCUUUAUGCAGCUGUGGCUGAAGCUGCAUUUCUUAUUGGACUUGAAAAAAAUAGCGAUGUCGUCAGCAUGGUUGCUUAUGCACCACUCUUUGUAAACACAAAUGACAAAUAGUAAUUUUCUAAAGAUGGGAAAAAUUAUCUAAAAGUCAAGGUAGUAAACUUUGGAAGCUCAAUUGAAAAUUUAGAGAUUUUAAUAAAUAAUUUAAAAUCAAAUGUGCAACGAUCUGGUUCAUCAAAAAUGAUGCUUACAUCUUUAAAUAAAAUGGAUGAAAAUUCUUUCUCCGAACCAACAAAGACACAAGAGACAGUGGUUCCGCAGUCCAACCGAGCGUCACCGGUGGGCAUCCCAGUUCAUGAGAAUGUUAAUGUUGCUGCUCUCGCCAAUGACUAUGAUGUGGGCGAUGAGUUAAGGGGUAUUAGAAUCAACGGACAUCCUCUUGCUGCAGAGACUGCCAAUGCCAGAGCUACCCGAGCUCCAGUUCUUCAUCCUACUCCGAUUGUUGAUAGACAAGAGGACAUGUUCACUUUGCUGAGUGAAGAUCAUGAGGUUGUUGGAAGAGUUGAGGAUAGGGACCGUAAGGUUGAUGCCCUUGCCGAAAAGAUAAGAGCCAUGGAAUGUCAGAAUUCCUUGGGUUUCGAUGUGACCAAUAUGGGUCUAGUGGAAGGGACAACUUAUCUGGAGCUUUGUUGGAUUGGUACAUGGAGCUGA